Messenger RNA from Oryctolagus cuniculus (rabbit), 1084 nucleotides. Its product is annotated as olfactory receptor 6C74-like. NCBI's taxonomy places the organism in Eukaryota, Metazoa, Chordata, Mammalia, Lagomorpha, Leporidae. Gene Ontology annotation, biological process: G protein-coupled receptor signaling pathway. Gene Ontology annotation, molecular function: G protein-coupled receptor activity; olfactory receptor activity. Gene Ontology annotation, cellular component: membrane. The record is from RefSeq and is a predicted model, not a curated record.
AUGGAAGGCCUGGUGAUGUGGGAUCCGGGGAACAGGACAGCAGUGCAGGAGUUCAUCCUGGAGGGCUUCCCUGCUGUCCAGCACCUGGGGAAAAUACUGUUCCUGGUGCACCUGCUGGCGUACCUGGCCUCCAUCAUGGGAAACACGCUCAUCAUCACCAUCACCUGGGCUGACCAUCGCCUCCACACACCCAUGUACUUCUUCCUCAGCACUUUCUCCUUUGUGGAAUGCUGCUUCAUAACCACGGUGAUUCCUAAACUGCUGGCCAUCUUCCUGUCAGGGAGGCAAGCCAUUUCCUUUGCUGCCUGCUUCACGCAAGCUUUUGUCUUUCUUUCUCUGGGGUCAACUGUUUUCUUCCUUAUGGCAGUGCUGUCUCUGGAUCGGUACCUGGCCAUUUGCAGACCUCUGCGUUACUCCAGCAUCAUGAGCCCCAGGGUGUGCUCCCUGCUGGUCACUGCCUGCUUCACUUUGGGAUUCCUCUUCAUGGUGGUCCCAGUUGUCCAUCUUUCCCAGUUGUCCUUCUGUGGCCCCAAUGUCAUCCCCCACUUCUUCUGUGAUUUUGGGCCCUUGGCUAAGCUCUCCUGUUCUGAUACCAGGUCUGUUGAAAUGCUGUUCUUCAAUAUUGCUUUUUUGAUUCUUUUUACAUCCCUCCUUGUAACCAUCAUUGCAUACAGCAACAUCGUGGUCACCAUCGUGAGGCUCCCGUCAGCCAGGGAGCGGCAGAAAGCUUUCUCCACCUGCUCGUCUCACCUCAUCGUCCUCUCUCUCAUGUACGGCAGCUGUCUUUUCAUCUAUGUGAAGCCAAAGCAGACGAGCAGGGUGGACUUCAACAGACAGGCUGCUCUGGUGAACACGGUGCUGACCCCAGUGCUGAACCCUGUCAUCUACACCCUGCGCAACCAGCAGGUGCACCAGGCUCUCAGGGGUGCCCUGUGCAGGGGGAAGUAGAACCACAGCUCCUCAGUGGAGGGUGCAGCUUCUCUAUGAUUGAAUCCAAUCUUUCCAAUCUACAGAAUCUUCUCCAGAACUUUAUAGUUUUAACUAUGUUUCUUUAUUCAUGUUUGAUUUUUAUCUUUGAAAAAGA